Molecule: messenger RNA, 885 nt
Organism: Ustilaginoidea virens
Lineage: Eukaryota; Fungi; Ascomycota; Sordariomycetes; Hypocreales; Clavicipitaceae
Exons: 1
Coding region: 1-885 (294 amino acids)
Source: RefSeq, a predicted model, not a curated record
AUGCCCGCUGCCCAAGAUGCCUCUGGCCUUCGGGCCUGCCUGGAGAGAGACGGCUUCGUCGUCGUCCGGGGAAUCGUCAGCGGUGCGGCGCUCGAGGAGCUCCGCCAGGCCAGCCGCACGGUCGAAGAGCUGGGCCGAUCCGGCCAGUGGCCGCACGUCCGCACGGUCGGCAAGCAGUUCCCCCCCUGGGCUUACUCUCCCGACAAGGGCAUCUGGGGCGUGCAGCAUCUCAUGGACCCCCAGCUGCCCGGCCACCAGGUCUUUACGCGCCAGUACUUCUCCGAGGCGACGCUGAGCAUCGUCCGCGAGCUUCUGCAGUGCACCGACGAGGAGCUGGUCAUGGAGCUGUUCAACAUGCUGGUGCGGCCCGACGGCGGCGACUUUGAGCUCCGAUGGCACCGCGACGACAUCCCGGCCGAGGCCACCGCCGAGGAGGAGAUGGCGCGUCUGCGGCGGCCCGCCUUCCACGCGCAGUACAACCUCGCCCUGUGGGAGGACGAGUCCCUGGUCCUGGUGCCCGGGUCGCACAAGCGUCCCCGGACCGACGCCGAGCGCCAUGCCGAUCCCUUCGACAGGGCUCUGCCUGGCCAAGUCGCCGUGCGGCUCGGGCCCGGCGACGUCGCCUUUUACAACAACAACAUUCUCCACCGCGGCGUGUACGAUUCCGCCAAGGACCGCGUCACCCUGCACGGCUCCGUGGGCCACGCCGCCGGCGGCGAGCUCCGCGCCCGAAACGUUUUGCAGCACGGCGUGGGCCGGUUUGUCGCCAGGGUGGACUUGUCCACGCUCGGCGACGAGGAGAGGCGGCGGGCCGACGAGAUGCGGGCCAGGCUCGUCAGGUUGGGCGGCCAAAGCGGCGCGGUGGGCUACUCCCUGCAGGGCUGA